AACACUUAAUAUUAUUUUUAAAAAUUAAAAUGUCGUUUAUUUAAUUUUAGACAGUUUCUAAUGCAAACGCAUUAGAAAAUGCGUCUAUGUCUGACAACAAAAUGAGCCUAAACCGAUAAACCUAAAAAAAAAACACUUCCCAACGAUUAAAAAUGACCUAAUUCAAACAAGCGGGCCACCGGGAAACUUCUGGUAUCCCGCCUGCCCAGUCCGGCCCUGCGUAAUACCCCUAAGGGCAACGUCGGGUACCACUCACUCUUUGAUCAUCACUACAUCUCAAAACCAUAUGAACUUGACAUUUUACACAGUGCUUUCUCCAAUAUGAAGUGAUUUUGAAAAAUAUUAGAACCGGCAAAAACGGUAAUUCAGCGUACAACCAAAAUCAACGUACCGAUCCAUUUGAACUUUCGUUUUAUUUGUUUUAUAACCACCAACAGUUACACCAAACUUGGCUUUUAAAUAGUGUAAUAAUCCAUUAAAACCUAUGUCUUGGCCAAGAAUGUACCGUACGAAGCCGGACAAUUGGGGUAGCUUAAAAUAAAAUUAACAACAGAGAAACACUUCUUAUUCGACUAAUGCCAGAAACCGCAAUGUUAAUAACAUGUCUACAAUACACCGUGGUCCCACAGAUUUAUUUUUUAUAAUAUAAAUUCAAUCCUAUGUGGUGGUCCCGACUAAUAAAGCUUAAAAAUGUCUCGACCACAGCGCGGCUUGUCAAUUCGUUUCGUUUGACUUAUCGAGUAACUUGUGGUAGGUGUCUGUAAAAAAAAAAAAAAAAGAAUGUACAGUGCGUUGAAUUCACGCGGUCAGUGUACUGCGGUUAAUUUUUAACGGUUUAUCAUAUCCUAUCAGCGUUUAUUGAACGUUAUCAAUACAACUCUUUAUGCGUUACCGUUUACAGUGUGGCGUAAGUGUGUUCUGACCGAUACGUUCGGCAUCGUUUUGUAUAUUUUAUUUCGAACUGCGGAAGUAGAAAUCGUCUGGUGAGUUAUAAUAAUAACGCUAUUGUGUCGUCCGCGAUAGAAUGUCAAAAUGUGAUAACGUUUUAAAACGGUUUUUGCUAAUUUGUACACGGACAAUUGAAGAACCGUGUUCGUCGAAGUCUAUCGGAUAUUUCCAUGUCAGUUUUCGUAGCGGGCUUUUGUAGCAGUGUUGAAAUCCGUGCGCAAACUCGUCGCAUUCUUGUACAGUAUAUGUAGUUUUAAUGCGAUGGUUCGACUGAGACCGUCAUGUCUCUUUCCGUUUGUUGUUGGAUUCUCGAUCAUCACUCUGCUGUGUAUAUACCUGCCUAACAAAUCAAUUCCUCUGAACGUCGGUAACAUGUCCGCAUUCAGAACGAGUAUAUUAGUGAGCACACGCUCCGUGCAACUGUUUCAAACAAAGAAAAACGAAGAAGUAGUCAUAGCUGUGGUUGUUUGUAAAAAUCGUACUUCGGAAGCAUUAGUCAUGAUUAAGUCAGCCAUAGUUUUCCGAGGUAGUUCAGAUCUAAGAAUAGUUGUAGUUGCUGAAAAAAAUAUCCAACAAGAAUUUGAUGAAACUUUACGAGAUUGGAAGCUAUUGACAAAUGAUUCAUUUUCCUAUGAAAUCCAUAGUAUUAUCUUUCCCAAAGAACACUAUGAUGAAUGGGAAAAAUUAUUUCAACCUUGUGCAUCAGAACGUCUUUUUUUGCCAUCAGUAUUAAAUCAUUUGGACUCAAUUCUCUAUGUGGACACUGAUACUUUGUUCUUGAGCAAUGUAGAUGAUGUAUGGAAACAUUUUUCUUUGAUGAAUUCUUCUCAACUAGCUGCAAUGGUACCUGAACAUGAAGACAUGAAUGUUGGAUGGUACAACCGAUUUGCUAAACAUCCCUACUAUGGUAAAUUAGGACUAAAUUCUGGUGUUAUGUUAAUGAAUCUCACUAGAAUGAGAGAAUUUGAUUGGAUUAGUCAACUAGCACCUGUUUUAGAAAAAUAUCGUCUUGACCUUACAUGGGGAGAUCAAGAUAUUAUUAAUGUUAUUUUCCACUACCAUCCAGAUAAGGUUUAUGUAUACCCUUGUCGAUAUAACUAUCGAUCUGAUCAUUGUAUGUAUAUGAGCAAUUGUAAGUCAGCUGAAGAAUAUGGAGUAGCUGUUCUUCACGGAUCUCGUUCUACGUUUCGGACCAAAAAACAGCCUGCAUUUAGAGCUCUAUUUAAUGCCAUGUCUCAAUAUCAACUUGGAAGUGAUCCAGUUAAAUAUCUCUUAGAAACAGCUGCUAGUUUACUUAACAAAACUACAGAUACAAACUGUGGACGUCUUGCUCCGAUAUUUACACAUAAUAUGAGACUUAUGUUCAAAACUGUAUAACAAAACAAUACAUUAUUUGGAAUCAAUAAUUUAAUAGUAAAUAUCAGUCACAUAGGGAUUGCAAAUACAAAAUUAUAGACUUCAUAUCAAUAUUCUCAAUUUUCUUCUGAUACUUAUUUUUAAUUCAACCAAUCAUGUAUAUCUGUCUUCUGUCUCAAUAUUAAAAUAUAUAUUAACACUUAUGGCUAAUUCAUUAACAAAUCUUCUCACUUGGCUUGCUGACCAAGGUACAAAGAUUAUAACUAUUAUAUACUAACUUCUGAUUAUACUACUUCAUCUAUGGCUUCUUAAAAUUAAUUUAAUAAGGAAAAACAUUUUUUAAUUCACUCACCUCUAAUUUAGUCAUACUAAACAUUCUUAAAGUUUAUUUUAGUUCAUUCAAUGAUUCUCUCCUCUGAACCUUUAAUAAUUAUUGACUAUUUAUUAUAUUUUUCACAUCUACUUUGAUUGUCUUUCCUUUUAUUUCAGAAAACAGCAUAUAUGAUUUACUUUUGCACUUAAUUUGAUAUUUAUAUUGAUUUCAAAUUUAUUUUAUAUUCGUACU
Messenger RNA from Sipha flava (yellow sugarcane aphid), 2869 nucleotides. RefSeq names its product glucoside xylosyltransferase 1 (gene shams). Gene Ontology annotation, biological process: protein O-linked glycosylation via N-acetylgalactosamine. The coding region runs from base 1210 to 2325 and encodes 371 amino acids. The record is from RefSeq and is a predicted model, not a curated record. Lineage: Eukaryota; Metazoa; Arthropoda; Insecta; Hemiptera; Aphididae. The transcript has 7 exons. Gene Ontology annotation, molecular function: UDP-xylosyltransferase activity.